ACUCAGCCGCUUCCUCUAGCGAGAAAAGAGGAAAUCGAAGGGGCAAGAAAAAUACUACUGUAAUAUCCGAAUGCAGAAGGCCCUUUGCGGUACCGGUACAUAAGGAGCCAGAUGAAUAGCUCAAAAGGACAUAAAGUGAUGCGCAUAGCACACUGAACACACCAGAAGACAUGAACAUUCUGCUUCUGAAAGAACCAAGAGAAGGGGGGAAUGGACCAGAUCCAUACAUCAAGGAGCUGUCAGCUUUUGGACAUAAAGCCACCCUGAUCCCUGUGCUCUCUUUCAAAUUUGUGUCUUUAGACACAUUAUCUGAAAAGGUUUUUCAGCCAGAGAAGUAUGGGGGACUUAUUUUUACAAGCCCACGAGCAGUGGAAGCAGUGAAGAUGUGUUUAGAUGCCAAUAACAAGAAGAUGGAAUGGGAGAAUUUGAGGAACAAAUGGAAUGCAAAAGCAAUCUACGUUGUUGGGAAGGCUACUGCCUCAUUAGUGGAGGAGUUGGGUUUAUCCCCUGUGGGAGAGGACACAGGGACUGCAGAUGUUUUGUCACGCCUCAUUCUUGAAAGGGAAGACCCUAGUAUAAUGCCACUCUUUUUUCCAUGUGGCUCCAUCAAAAGGGAGGUGUUGCCAACAGCACUGAGAGAAAACCGGAUCCCUUUGGAGACCUGUACUGUCUAUCAGACAGCACAACAUCCAGACUUGGAGAAAAACCUGACCAAUUAUUUCACCCAGCAGGGUGUUCCUGCCAGCGUCGCUUUCUUCAGUCCGUCGGGGGUGAAGUUCUGCCUGGAGACAGUGCGGAGGCUGGCCGGGCCUCAGCUGAGCCAGAUUAAGUUUGCAGCCAUCGGCCCCACCACAGCAGAUGCUUUGUCAGCAGAGGGGCUGCCUGUGAGUGGCUCUGCAGAGAAGCCCACUGCUCAGCACCUAGCAGCAGCCAUAGCUCAGGCCCUGUAGAGACUCAGCCAUCACUUUCAAUCACUCAGCACUCGAUGGAGCCAACAUAAAUGCCCACACUCUUAUAUGCAUAUAUACAUAAAUCUGUUACAUAAUUUAGAUAAACUGAGACGAUGAUGACAUUUCACCGAAUAUAAUAAUUUUUACCAUAGAUGCAGAGCUGCCAACCCUCACGCAUUGGAUUGAGGUGUGGAGCCAAUCAAAUGAAUGAAUCUCAGUCAAUGCGUGAGUUGGCAGCUCUGUAGAUGUACACACCGAUGACCACCUUGCUCUAGCUGUUAUAGGCUAGCAGCUGUUUUCAGUAGCAAUGUGGCUCCUUCACCUCAUAUCGUGUACUGUUUGCUGUAGCCGUACAUUCAGUAUCAGUUUUUACUGUCACAUCUGGUCCCACUGACAACUGAUUGAUGUGUUUGUUAUUUAUUUGUUCAAUGUGAAAUCUGAUGCACUAGUGGUGUUGCACUACUGAUGGGUUUAUGGUGUUGUAUUUUAUGCCUUAUUAAGUCUGUCAUUUUUCCAAUGAUGAUGAGGAAGAUGUUGAGACUGACAUGAAAUUGCUUUGAUUAAUUUUCAGAAAUGCUAUAAAAAUAAAGCAUCCUUUCGUCCUUCAA
Molecule: messenger RNA, 1558 nt
Organism: Alosa sapidissima (American shad)
Lineage: Eukaryota; Metazoa; Chordata; Actinopteri; Clupeiformes; Clupeidae
Gene: uros
Product: uroporphyrinogen III synthase
Exons: 10
Coding region: 171-950 (259 amino acids)
Biological process (GO): uroporphyrinogen III biosynthetic process
Molecular function (GO): uroporphyrinogen-III synthase activity
Source: RefSeq, a predicted model, not a curated record